AUGGAUCAGAAAUCACUGUCAUCGCUAGUCGAGACAUGGCUCCAGUGGGACCAGGAUCCCAGGACUCGCGCAGAAAUAGAGCACCUUCGGGAUACCAAUGACGAGACCGCACUGGAGUUAUGCCUACGGAACCGCAUUGAAUUUGGCACGGCAGGCUUACGAGGCCGUAUGGCGGCGGGGUUCUCCUGCAUGAAUUCCUUGAUAGUUAUUCAAGCUUCUCAGGGAUUGGCCAAGUAUAUCCGAACUCAACGGCCUGAGAUUGCCGCUAACGGCGUUGUCAUUGGAUAUGAUGCGCGCCAUAACUCUCGCAGAUUCGCUGAGCUUGCUGCCAAUGCCUUCAUUGCAUUGCAGAUCCCCGUCUACUUCUUUUCCCAAUGCUCGCCUACCCCAAUGGUUCCUUUUGGUAUCAACCAAUUCAAAGCCGCGGCGGGUAUAAUGGUUACCGCGAGCCAUAAUCCGCCUCAAGACAACGGUUACAAGGUUUAUUCUAGCAAUGGUGCCCAAAUCAAUCGACCCGAAGACGGAGAAAUAGCACAGUCUAUUCGUGAUAGCCUUGAGCCGUGGCCGGGUGCAUGGGAUGAACUGCAGCCUGGCAAAUACUUGCAUGCCGACGCCUACGAAAAUAUCAUUCUUUCCUACAGGGCGCGGGUCAAAGAACACGCGCUUUCGACAAUUCCAGGCUGGAAAGAUCUCAGCUCAUUUGUUUAUACGCCUCUUCAUGGCGUUGGAGGUCUAGUACUUCCAGACGUUUGCAAAUCGCUGGCGGUACACGACUUCUUAUCUGUUCCUCUUCAGUCAGUACCGGAUCCUGAGUUCCCCACGGUCAAAUUUCCCAACCCCGAAGAAGCCGGGGCUCUUGAUCUUGCCAUACAAACCGCGGAUCAAGAAGGGAGAACUCUGAUCAUUGCCAAUGACCCCGAUGCAGAUCGGUUUGCAGCGGCGGAGAAGGUGAAUGGCGAAUGGUUUCUCUUCACUGGUAACCACAUGGGCGUUCUUUUGGGAUCUCAUGUCCUUGAUUCCUUGAACAGCGAAGGUCUGUCACAGGCUACAUUGUUGACGACAACCGUAUCCAGUGGCAUGCUGGAAAAAAUGGCCAAGUCCAAAGGAGCUCAGUUCCAAGAGACAUUGACUGGUUUCAAAUGGAUGGGCAAUGUUGCCCGAGACCUUGAACGCACUGGAAAGACCGUGCCGUUUGCCUACGAGGAAGCCCUUGGUUACAUGUUCCCUUCAGUCUGCUAUGAUAAGGAUGGUAUUACAGCUGCUGCCGUCUUUUUAGUGGCAUAUGCCAAAUGGAGAUCUCAAGGGUUGACCGCGCAGGCGAAACUUCAGCAGCUGUUCGGGAAAUUCGGUCACCACGAGACAUUGAACAACUACUUUCGUUCCCCUAGCCCACAUCUGACGGUUGAGCUGUUUCGUGGCAUUCGAAGUGGCCCCUUCCUCGCCAGCAAGACUUUGGGCCCCUUCAAGAUCCUCCGUUGGAGAGACCUGACACAAGGAUUUGACUCCGCCUCUUCGGAUAAUAAACCCGAUCUGCCUGAAGAUUCCACCAGUCAGAUGCUGACCCUAUGGCUGGAUGGAGGGGUGCGCUUCACCAUUAGAGGCUCGGGUACAGAACCGAAGGUCAAAUUCUACAUUGAGAGCUGUGGCGCCUCUCGUGACAACGCCGUGAAGGCUGUAUGUGAAACCUUCCUCACAAUCCUGACAGAAUGGGUCCAGAAAUACACCCCUUCCAUGAACCACAGCAGCCGGCUUCCCACCUCGUCAGGUCACAUCCUUGAUAUGGAGAAGCAAUGA
Penicillium pulvis is the source of this 1794-nucleotide messenger RNA. RefSeq names its product phosphoribomutase PRM15. The record is from RefSeq and is a predicted model, not a curated record. Bases 1 to 1794 code for a protein of 597 amino acids. Lineage: Eukaryota; Fungi; Ascomycota; Eurotiomycetes; Eurotiales; Aspergillaceae. The transcript has 10 exons. Gene Ontology annotation, biological process: purine ribonucleoside salvage; carbohydrate metabolic process. Gene Ontology annotation, molecular function: magnesium ion binding; phosphopentomutase activity.